This is a messenger RNA of Fusarium keratoplasticum, 1521 nucleotides long. RefSeq lists its product as uncharacterized. The record is from RefSeq and is a predicted model, not a curated record. Bases 1 to 1521 code for a protein of 506 amino acids. The transcript has a single exon. Lineage: Eukaryota; Fungi; Ascomycota; Sordariomycetes; Hypocreales; Nectriaceae.
AUGAAGUACAACGCCUUCGCCCUCCCUGCCCUCGCGGCCACCGCCGAGGCUCUGCUGUCCCUCAACGCGGACAUCAAGCUGCCCUUGGGCAUCGAGUUGCCCAUCAAUCUUGACAUUGGCCCUAAGGGUAACCCUCCCGAGGACUGCAUCGAUGUCUGGCACCCUCCUCACCAUGGCGUUGACAUGGAUGGCUGUGACCAUGAUGACGAUGAUGGUUGGCACUGGGUUCACCCCGGAAAGCCCAAUCAUCCCGGCCAGGGCGAGUAUGUCUGGACUACCAAGACUAUCACUCAUGUCAACACCGUCGUUGACUGCCCGACCAAUGUCCCUCACUGCCCUGGUCGCUACGCCUCGGUCGUGGUCCCUGAGACGACCACCAUCUACCCCGUUCCUGUCAAGACGGGUUACACGGGUCCAGGCAAGGACAAGGUAUACCCUCAACCUCACCAGACCAAGGGAUACCCUCAGCCUACUCAGGCAAAGGUCUAUCCCCAGCCUGAGAAGCCCGUCACGUACCCUCAGCACACCGAAUCCAAUGGCUACGAGCCAGCUGCCCCAUACUACCCCCCUGCUGAGACGGAUGAUUGUCCCGAGUCUGUCGAAACCGAGGUUUAUCAUCAGCCUAGCAAGAACACCGGAUACCCUUACUCUGGACAAGGAAACGCUUAUCCUCAGCCAAGGAGCUACGAGUACCCCGUGCCUGGCGAGACGGACGAGUACCCUGAGCCUGCCGAGACUGAGGAGUACCCCCAGCCUGCUGUGACCAGCGAGAUCGAAGAGUACCCCGAGCCCCAAGAAACUGAGGAGUACCACGAGCCCGAGGAGACGGCUGAGUACCCUGAGCCUGUUGACACGGAGUAUCCUGAGCCCAGCGAGACCAACGAAUACCCUGAGCCUACCAAGGGCUACCCCGUGACUUCUGAGGAGCCCAUCUACCCUCACCCCGCCGAGACUACUCCUUGCCCGUCCGACAAGGCGACCAAGCCCGUCUACAGCUCUCCUCAGCCCCCCGCCGAGACCUCUGCCGAGCCUGAGCACCCUACCUACGAGAAGCCCGGAUACACUGCUGAGGAGACCUCUACUCCCGUUGAGCACCCCGUGUACACCAAGUCUGUCCCUGCUGAGAAGCCCACUUAUCCUGCCGUCGAGACGCCUGUGUACACCCCCGAGCAGCCUGCCCCUACCGGCGACAAGCCUGGUUACGUCCCUGAGGCCCCUGAGACUCCUUCUGGCGAGGAGACUUACACUCCUCCCGCUGGACAGCCCGAGUACCCCAUCCACCCUUCUCCUUCUGCCGAGACUGGUGCCUACCCUCCUCCUCCUCCCGGCAGCCCUACUACUGAGGUUCCCGUCUACUGCCCCGGCCCUGGCUGCCCCGCACCCACCACUGUUGGCACCAUCAAGACUCCUGGCUACGCUACCCCUACUGCGCCCGUUGUCGUCGGUGCUGCCGUUCGAAGCGGUUACGGUAUCGCUGGAGCUGUUGCCGUCGCUGCUGCCGCCGCUGUUGCUCUCUUCUAG